Medicago truncatula (barrel medic) is the source of this 1914-nucleotide messenger RNA. RefSeq names its product cytochrome P450 83B1. NCBI's taxonomy places the organism in Eukaryota, Viridiplantae, Streptophyta, Magnoliopsida, Fabales, Fabaceae. The transcript is spliced from 2 exons. The record is from RefSeq and is a predicted model, not a curated record. Bases 24 to 1520 code for a protein of 498 amino acids. Gene Ontology annotation, molecular function: oxidoreductase activity, acting on paired donors, with incorporation or reduction of molecular oxygen; iron ion binding; monooxygenase activity.
CAUUUUUCUCCUUGUUUUUUACAAUGUUGCCAUUCCUCCUUGUUUUGUUCCUAAUUUUUCCAUUACUUUUCUUCUUCCUGAAACGUAGUAGAAACAUUAAUGCACGUCAUCCACCUGGGCCUAGAGGCCUACCCAUAAUUGGGAAUCUUCAUCAGCUUGACAAUUCUAUUCUUUAUCUUCAAUUAUCAAAUCUUUCAAAAAUUUAUGGACCAAUAUUUUCCUUGAAACUUGGUUUAAGGCCAGCAAUUGUUGUUUCUUCAGAUAAAAUUGCCAAAGAGAUAUUUAAAAAUAAUGAUCAUGUGUUUUCUAAUAGACCUAUGUUAUAUGGUCAGCAAAGAUUAUCUUAUAAUGGGUCAGAAAUUGUAUUUUCUCAAUAUAGUGAUUUUUGGAGAGAUAUAAGAAAAAUUUGUGUUAUUCAUAUAUUUAGCGCGAAGCGUGUGUCAUAUUAUUCUUCUAUAAGAAAGUUUGAGGUGAAGCAAAUGAUAAAAAAUAUUUCUAAUCAUGCUACUUCUUCAAAUGUUACAAAUUUGAGUGAGAUAUUGACUUCUCUCUCUAGUACAAUAAUUUGUAGGAUUGCUUUCGGUAGGAGUUAUGAAGAUGAAGGAACUAAUAAGAGGAGUAAAUUCCAUGGAAUGUUGCGUGAGUUUGAGGCCAUGUUGACAGCUCUCUUUAUUUCUGAUUAUAUUCCAUUUACGGGUUGGAUUGAUAAACUAUCUGGCCUUCGUGCACGUCUCGAACGAAAUUUUAAGGAGAUGGAUGAGUUUUACCAGGAGGUUAUUGAUGAACAUUUGGAUCCAAAUAGACAACAUGAAGAUGAUGAAGAGGUCAUUGUUGAUGUCUUGCUACAAUUGAAGAAAGAACGUUUGUUUCCAAUUGAUCUUACUUUUGAUCACAUUAAAGGAGUCCUCAUGAACAUGCUUGUAGCUGCAACGGAUACCACAUCUGCCACAAUAGUUUGGGCUAUGACUGCCUUAAUAAAAAAUCCAAGAGUAAUGAAGAAAGUGCAACAAGAGAUUAGGAAUUCAAGAGUUAAAAAAGAAUUUAUAGAUGAAGAUGAUAUACAAAAUUUCUCCUACUUGAAGGCAGUGAUAAAAGAGACAUUGAGAUUGUACCUACCAGGCCCAUUGCUUGUGCCAAGAGAAACAAGGGAAAAGUGCAUUAUAAGUGGCUACCAAAUUCCUGCAAAGGCGAUUGUGUUUGUGAAUGCUUGGGCUAUUCAUACAGACCCAGAUGUUUGGAAAAACCCAGAAGAGUUUUAUCCUGAAAGAUUUUUAGAAAGUUCUAUAAAUUUUUAUGGACAAGAUUUUGAACUAAUUCCCUUUGGAGCCGGUCGUAGAAUUUGCCCAGGUAUGUCUAUGGCAGUUGCAUCAUUGGAAGUUAUCCUUGCAAAUCUUCUAUACUCCUUUGAUUGGGAAUUACCAGAUGGUAUGGUAAAGGAAGAUAUUGAUACUGAAAGGUGGCCAGGACUCACUCAACACAAGAAGAAUGAGCUUUGCCUUGCAGCCAAGAUUCCUAUGUAGCUGCUAUUUAUUGAAAUUCUUUCUUGGGGGUCUCAUAUAUGUUUUCAUUUUUAUAUGUCUUUCCACUUGUGAUACACUUUGAAUAAUCUAUUAUGAUGUAUCUGCCAUUGUAAUUGAUCCGGUUGGACCAAAUAGGAUGAUUGAGGUGCUUAAAUCUGCCGUCUGUUGAGGUUGAUGAUCUGCUGAUCUGUCCGUCGUCUACCUGGUUCUGUUGAUCAACCCCCGGCCCCUCGUGUGUAACCCUCGGCCUACACUGUAAUCGGGUGGAUUUUAGGGUGUUUCCAAUAUAUGGUAUUGUCUGCUUAGUGGACUCGGGUCGGACCCAAACAAGCCAGAUUAGACUUUAGUACAGUCUGAAACAAGAAUAUAUCAAAGUUGAAGCAUGAUACUUUUA